This is a messenger RNA of Cicer arietinum (chickpea), 6166 nucleotides long. RefSeq lists its product as uncharacterized. Lineage: Eukaryota; Viridiplantae; Streptophyta; Magnoliopsida; Fabales; Fabaceae. Gene Ontology annotation, molecular function: protein binding. The record is from RefSeq and is a predicted model, not a curated record.
UAAUGGAUCCUUAAUGAAUUAAUGGAUUCUUUUGAUUCAUAUCCAAAUUCAUCAAAUCAAUCCCUUUUACCACUCUUCUCUCUAACUGAAUGGUUUAAGUUAAAGCAAGCAUAACAAACAACGUAGCGAACAAAAACUAUGCUACAAUUGUAUCAUACUGAGAAACAUGGUUUUGUUUGAAAAUCAUAAUAAGCACUUAAUUGAUAGUGUGUGUGCAAUUGUUGUGAAGGGUAAUUGGAACAAUCUCUUAAAACUGAAAAUUGCUUCUACUCUCACUUCCACCACCAUUCACCAAGUAAUCUUGCACCUCAGACAACAUGGUUAUGGACCCUUUUUUAUCUUCCAAUUCUUCAAAUGGGUUCACUCUAUUCCACACUAUACUCAUUCCUUACAAUGUUCGUGGUCCAUGAUUCACAUGCUCACAAAACACAGCCAUUUCAAAACUGCACAACAGGUGCUUGAUAAAAUGGCUCAGAAGGAAAUGCUUUCAUCACCUUCAGUUUUGACCUCUUUGGUGAGGAUUCAUGAUGACCCAGAAGUUAAUUCCCAUGUUUUGAGUUGGGUUGUGAUACAUUACGCGAAGUCGAAGAUGACCCAUGAUGCAAUUCAGGUUUUUGAGCAGAUGAGUUUGUUUAAAUUCAAGCCUCAUUUGCAUGCUUGUACUGUGCUUUUGAACUCUUUGUUGAAAGAUGGGAUUACUAAUGUGGUGUGGAAGGUUCAUAAAAAAAUGGUUCAAGAUGGGGUUGUUCCUAAUAUCUAUGUUUACAAUUGUUUAAUUCAUGCUUGUUCGAAAUCGAGAGAUGUGGAUAAGGCAGAAAAAUUGCUGAAUGAGAUGGAAGGAAAGGGUGUGGUUCCUGAUAUUUUCACAUACAAUACUUUGAUAGCUUUGUAUUGCAAAAAGGGUAUGCAUUAUGAGGCUUUAUCGGUCCAGGAUAAAAUGGAAAGAGAAGGAAUAAAUCUUGAUAUUGUUAGUUAUAAUUCUCUUAUUUAUGGCUUUUGCAAAGAAGGUAGGAUGAGAGAAGCUAUGAGGAUGUUCGGUGAAAUCAAAAGUGCCACUCCGAAUCAUGUGACGUAUACUACAUUGAUUGAUGGUUAUUGUAAAACGGAUGAACUGGAGGAAGCUUUGAGAUUGCGUGAGACGAUGGAGGCUAAGGGAUUGUACCCUGGCGUUGUUACUUAUAAUUCGAUUUUGCGGAAGCUGUGUUCAGAUGGCAGAAUUAGGGAUGCAAAUAAACUCUUGAAUGAGAUGAGUGAAAGAAAAAUCCAAGCUGACAAUAUCACAUGUAACACAUUGAUUAAUGCAUAUUGCAAGAUAGGAGAUUUGAAUUCUGCCUUGAAAUUUAAAAACAAGAUGUUAGAAGCUGGACUAAAGCCUGAUCCCUUUACAUACAAAGCACUGAUUCAUGGAUUCUGCAAAACGAGUGAACUUGAAAGUGCCAAGGAACUAUUGUUUGUCAUGCUUGAUGCUGGAUUUUCUCCAAGUUAUUGCACUUACUCUUGGAUUGUAGAUUGCUAUUGCAAAAAAGACAAUACUGAUGCAGUUCUAGCACUGCCAGAUGAGUUUCUGAGUAAAGGGUUUUGUCUUGAUGUUUCAGUUUAUAGGGCAUUAAUAAGAAGGUUAUGCAAGAUAGAAAGGAUUGAAUGUGCUGAGAAGUUGUUAUAUCAUAUGGAAGGGAAGGGAAUUUCCGGCGAUAGCAUUAUCUACACUAGUCUCGCUUAUGCCUACUGGAAAUCAGGGAACACAAAUGCUGCCUCAAAUAUGUUAGAAGAGAUGGCUAGGAGGAUGUUGAUGAUCAAUGCCAAAAUCUAUAGAUGCUUUAGUGCUCCUGAUGGUAGUGAAACCAAAGUGUCACAGAUGUUUUGGGAUCAUGUGGUGGAAAGGGGUCUGAUGUCAAGAAAUACAAUGUAUAAAAUACAACAAAUGCUGAUAUGAUAUGACGAUAAUCCUGCUUAUUUAAAAGAAGAUUUUUGCUUAAAUUGUAGGCAAUGUAUUGCUAAUGUAAUUUUUUAAGGCUAAUCAAAUGAGUUGUCUUAAAAUUCAUGGUUUGGAUGAAAAUCAGGAAACAUUUUUAAAAUUAAUGUAAUUUUACUGAGUAUUUGUCUAUAAAAUUAGGGGAUUUUAAAUACCAUCUUGUAAGAGAGAAUUUUAGAUUUCCCACUCUUCUCCCUCUUUCGUGCGUCUCCCGCGAUGCUUCUCACUCGCUCGAGCUUCUCUGUCACCCAUGCUUCUCUAUCAGUUCCUAUUGUCUCUCGAGCUCUCUCUUUUAUUGUUCUUCUCUCUUUGUCUGUGAGACUGUCCUUCUCUUUUCAUCUUAGAUCUUCCUUCUCUCUCGAUCUCAGUUCGUUCUUCUUUCUUGUCGCUUUUUACAGAAUUAAAUCCAUCAAGGUAGAUUAUGAUCUAGGUUUUGCAGAAGAAACAUGACAAUCAAAAUGUAUGUAUUUAAUUCAUUAGUUUCAGUAUGAUCCAAUUAGCGCUGUGUUUUUAUUCUUUGGAAGCUUUUGGAAUCUGAAUCUUCAGUCAUUUCAUCUAUGUUAGCUUCAGUUUUGAUUCUUGGGGAGUCUGCUUCUUGAUUUCAACUUUGUUUCUUAUCCGAGGAUAUCGAUUUUAGGCCUUCAAUCCAUCCAAGGGAAAUGCUGGUGAAAGUUAACUCUAUUGUUGAAUCAUAUUAUCGUUGCAAUUUGCAACUUCUGCAUAGUGUCAAGAACAAAUACUAUUUGGGAGGAGAAACUACCCUCUAGUCUGUGAUAUAGCAUUCUACUCAAGAUAUUAAAUUAGAUAUCUAAGUAGAGAUAGAUUAACGAGAAGUAAAUCUGAUAAAAUCGAAAGUUAGUCCAAUGUUGUUAAAUAGUAGCUAUAGUGUGGCGGAAUUUGAACUGACUGUUAUUUUCCGCGAUCUGCAACUGACAACACUGAGUCAUUUAAGUGGUUGAGGUUGGUCGCAGUGGAAGGAAAACUUUUAUAUAUAAUGACCACUGUAUCAAUCUACUAAGCAAUGAAUCAUUCAAUUAUUCUAAUUCAGUAAUAUAGUCUUCUGAAUAUAUGAUAUGAUAAUGAUAAUUUCUUACAAUGAUAAUGCUUAAAAUCAAAAGAGAGAAGAUGCCCCAGAACAAAAAAAAGAACUAGGGCAAUUAGUGAGCUAAACUUAAACUGUUACAGACAAUCGUAAGAAAACAUUUGUAUAACAAAUAAAUAGCACUGCAUGGUACAAGUUAGAAAAACAAUGAUAGCAUAAUUUUAGGCAUUGGAGUCGGCCAAUCAUUGAGUUCAUAACUAACGGAAAGCUCUGCUAUGCCAACCACACAAUCAUCCCCAUGCAAAAAGGUAUUUUUUUGCACAGGUACUGUCCAGUUCCAAGUUACAUAAAUUAUUUGUUUAUUUAUUUAUUUAAUAACUUCUUUAAACUCUUCUAUGGUUCCUUUUGUUAUUCCUUUCUAUAUAAGUAUAUCAUAUGAUUUUGGUUUUACUCACUCUUCUCAUAUAAUACGACAUAUAUAUAUAUAAGAAAUGUUGUUUCAACAAUCUAUUAUUGACAAAUGAAUGAGUAAACAAAACAAAGCAAGUCAACACCCUUCUGUUUAAUGAAUUCACCAGAAAUUUCCAGGAAGCACUCGUCGGUUUAUUUAUUGAUUAGGUAGCCCACCUUCAUUGACCAAAAACUACAUUUUCUUAAACUAUUCAUUAUGUUAAAAUAAAGGAAUAAACCACUGGUGAUAUUAGUAAGUAGAAUAAAACCCAAUUGCAUAAAUUAUAUUGUUCCUUUCUGUUACAUAUGAUUUUUGUUUUACUCACAUUUCUCAUAUAAGACCUGUUUAUUGUACAUCGCUUCUUGCUUUUACAUUAUAUUGGAAAUGAUGUUUGAACAUUAAAUAUGAUGUCCCUUUGUUUUUGUGGGAUAUUUUCGAAAUCCGUAUUUGGUGUAUAAGCUGAAAAGUAAGUGAGAUAGAGUUAUACGGUGUCAAAUAAAGAGUCCAAAUCUGGUAUUUAGAUAACAUAACUGAUAUUAUAUAACGUUUAGUUGAUUGGUUACUCAUAGCUAAGUCAAUAGUCAUCCACCUUAUAUACAACUUGCAUUUCCUUGCUUUGUUAGCUCAUUCAACUUUCAUUGGGUUUAUUUAUUGAUUAGGUACCCCAUCUUCAUUGACCGAAACCUUCAUAUGCUUAAACUAUCCAUUUUGUUAAGUAAAAAAGAAUAGAACACUCAUACAAGUAACCGAAUAAACCCACUUGCAUAAAUUAGAUUGAUUCUAAAAAUACUUUUUGAAUUCGUCACUUUCACUAGCAUGAAAACCAGCUAGUAUAGGAGGUUUCUAUAUAUAUAAUAAAAGAUAGCUGGAGAUGUUGCUACAUGGCGCAACUUGGAUAACGAAAUAUGUUUUGUUAAUAGUAUGAUAUGAUAUUAUACCUUUAUCUUCUUGGGAAGACUCGUCAAUAUUGGUUGGCCGACUAUCAAAAUAAAAAAUGAUGCUUAACAACCAUGCAAAGCAAAUCCUAUCAUUUAGACAAUAGCUCAUCAGUAUUAGCUUGCUCUAUUGCAUUGAGUCAACUGCACUUUGCAUUUGAAAUCCUUUCUCGAUUAGACAAGUGUCACAAAAAUUGCCAUCAACAUCUUUGUUGGUUGAUCCUGUUAUUUAUGGUAGAGAUGUUGACAAGGAGUUUAUUAGUAAUUGGCUGACAAGUGAAGUAUGGGACUUUCCACUUGAGGAGAGCAACAUCAUCCCUGCUUUAAUAUCGAGCUAUCAUCAGCUUCCUUCUCAUCUCAAGAGAUGUUUUGCUUAUUGUGCUUUAUUCCCUAAAAAUUAUUUGUUUAAAAAGGAGCAUUUGAUUUUAUUAUGGAUGGCUGAGAAUGUUCUGCAAUGCCCUCGACAAAGUAUGAGUAUGGAAGAAGUUGGUGAACAAUACUUCAAUUAUCUAGGCGAUAUGAAAUGCAUUUCAUCAUGCAUGACCUUCUGAACGAUUUGGCAAAAUAUUUAUGCUUCACAGUCAAAGAUGAGGAAUCAUAGGAAAACUACAUGUAGGUUCCAAAAGAAAGUACACCUUUUGAAGCUAGAGUUAGAAUGGAAUGCAAACAGUGAUAAUUCAAAUAAAGAAAGAGAAGUGCUUGAGAAGCUACAACCUUCUGAACACUUGAAGGAGUGGUUAAUCCGGAGCUAUGGAGGUACACGAUUUCCAGAUUGGUUUGGAGAUAAUUCGUGGUGUCUUUAAAUUUGAACAAUUGUGAAAGUUGUGUUGUUGCCUCCACUUGGAAUUUUGCCAUCUCUCAAGAAACUAAGGAUCGUAGGGCUAUCUGGGAUAGUGGUGAUUGGUAGUGAGUUUCAUGGGAAUGGGAGCAACUCUUCUUCUGGUAUUAUUCCAUUUGCAUCCUUGAAAACUUAAGAAUAUGAAGGGAUGGGAAGAAUGGCAUUGUAAAAUUGUGACUGAGUGCUUUUCAGCUGCUACAAAAUCUUUUCAUAAAAAAUUGUCCGAAUCUAAAAGAGUGUUUGCAAACAACUUGCAGCUUCUGUUUCAUUGGCUCCAUCUAAUUAGUUGUGGAAAGCUGCAUUUUGAUUAUCAGUCAUCUACUCUGACAAUUCUCAAGAUUGGUGAAUGUUGCUUGGAAGGAUCGUUGCUUGAAUGGGCUGUUGCUACAAUUUCCUUCUAUCAUUGAACAUCACUAGUAGCUGUGACUCUCUCAGGACCUUUCCGCUAGAUUUCUUCCCAAAACUUCAGACUCUCAUAUUGCUGAGGUGUAGUAAUCUUGAGAUGAUUUCUCAGGAGCAUGAGCAUGAUUAUAGCCUUACACGUAUCACAAUUGGAGAUUAUAUUAUUACUUUCAUUGAAAAUAUUAGAUCAAGUCUCAUACAUGUUUUUGGUAUAUCGCAUGAACUGUUGCAGAUUUAGAUUACCAUAGUAUAUUUACUUGAAUUUGUGCCCCCUUUUCCAAAAGAGUUUUUUUUUUUUUAUCUGUUUUACAUGCAGCAAUUGCUGUUAUCAUUAUGCCUUUACUCAAUUAAAUUCAAAUCAAAUUUGUUGCUUGUAUUUACUAUUUAGUGUUCAUGUUUGACGAUGUUUGGGGCACUAGAAAAAUGGUGAAAAUGUAGUUAUAGGACUAAUGGAUUGAUGAGCUAAAGUUCUUUCACUUUUAAAUAUAUUUCUUGAUAAUAUAAAUGUGCUCUGUUAGUUCUAAAA